AUGUCUUUAUCAACUAACUCUGGUGCCGCGUCCACCGCUGCAGCAACUUCAAACACCCCACAACAGCAAGAUACAUUACUUACUCAACAACAAAAGGCUUUUGAUACAUUAUCCCAAAACAAUGCAGGUAUUUCGAAUUCUGAUGCAAACUCUGACUCCCAAACAUAUCUACCAGGAGAGUCUGCCGGUGACACACCUGCUACUUCGAAUGGUAAGAGUAGCUUUCGACGCGUCAAGUCGCGUUCUGCCCGCGCUUGUGAAGUAUGCCAUGAUCGCAAAGUUCGCUGCGAUGUCAUGGUUCAUAUGCCAUGUACCAACUGCGCAGCUUUUGGUGUCAAAUGCCGGAUACCUGAAAUAAAGCGCCGUAGAACUUCCAAAAAAGGAACAAAAAAGGGAAAAGAUGAUGAAAAUAUACAAGAAGACUCUGCUGACACUCCUAGAAGCUUCAGCGAUAAUACUUCUCAGCAAACCUCAACAAUACCUGUUGCUGGAGUUACCAAUGACAAUUCUACCGGACCCGCUGCAUCAGAAGCUUCAUUUGCAGAUACUACCAUACCCACCCCUACAAUUAUUGCACCUCCUGUUGCUUCUACUGUUACCGCUUCCCCUCCAGUUCCAAUCUCAGACAUUAUUUCCUCGACUCCGGUAGUAGCUACUGCUCAAGAAAAGCAAAAUAAACACACUUUACCUUCUAACAAUGUCAUACCUCCAUCUACAGAGCCAAAAACUAAUAACGAUACUAUGGACUCGAGUAAAUCAUCAGUAACACCAGCUCCAGAAGCUGACAAAUCCGGAAAACCACAGAGAACAGAUGGAAAGUUUAAUGAUGCACCACCUCGACCAGCAACUCUUUCAUACCUUUUACAUGCUGCCUCUCUUCAUGAUUCUGGUCGCGUUGCCUUUCUCGGAUCUUCUUCAAAUAUGAGUCUCCUAUUGGAGCCUCAAGGUUACGACACAUAUCAUUUCCCCUUACCUGAAGAAAUUUCAGGUACCUCCUCUCGUCUUAAUGAGAUGGAUAAUGAAGAAAUUGAGAUUCUUAAGUUUAGAGGUGCUUUUUUACUUCCACCAAGAGACUUGUGUGAUGAUAUUGUUGAGGCAUACUUUGAAAAGAUUCAUCCAACAAUACCAUUGGUCAAUAGAACUCAAUUCAUGCGACGCUAUAACGAUCCAUCCAAUCCACCAUCUCUUUUACUUCUACAGGCAAUUUUACUUGCAGGUUCCCGCGUAUGCCGCAAUCCUGCACUUUUGGACUCUACUGGGUCAUCAGAACUUGCAAGUUUGACAUUUUACAAGCGAGUAAAGGCCCUUUACGAUGCCAAUUAUGAAACUGACCGUAUUGCAAUAGUCCAAAGUCUUGUCUUGAUGGGCUGGUGGUGGGAGGGCCCAGAAGACGUUACUCGCAACUCGUUCUAUUGGACUCGAGUUGCACUUAGUGUCGCACAAGGUUUUGGUCUUCACCGGAGUGUUGAAAAAACAUCUAUGGCACUUGUUGAUAAACGAAUGUGGAAACGAAUAUGGUGGUCAUUAUUUCUUCGUGACAGAUCUGCUGCUGUGGCUUUGGGUCGUCCAGUUCUUAUUAAUCUAGAAGACUCCGAUGUUCCCAUGAUCACAGAAGAAGACUUUAACGAAGAUGAGCCCGGCAUGCCAUCACCUUACCCACCAAAUCGUAUCCACUCUCUCUUUUUCAUUCAUUCCGUAAAGCUUUCUGAAAUCAUGGGCUUUGUUCUUAGGCAACAUUUUUCUGUUGACGCUGAAAAUAUGCGUCGCCGCAAUAAGGUUCCCUCUGUCAGUCACUGUGAUAUGGCCAUGGUAGCCUGGAUGCAAAACCUUCCAGAAGAGCUCAAAUAUAAAGUUCGUGACAAUGCCAAUCACAACUUUUUUAAGGCGUUGCUUCAUGCUCAAUAUUACACUAUUUUAUGCCUAGUGCAUCGCUCCAACAUUUUACACGAAAAUAGUGCACAUUCACCAUAUCCUUCAUGGGGUAUUGCAUUCCAGGCGGCUCAUAUGAUUGCCAAAAUCAUGGAAAACAUGCUCGACUAUGAUGAGCCUCGUGAUUGCCCUGCAUUCUACGUCUACACAUUAUUUUCUGCAAUGAUUAUGCUCAUUUACCAAACGGAAUCUCCAAUUCCUGCAGUUGUGGAGUCUGCUCGAAAAGCAUUGGCCAUUUGUUUCCGUGCUCUUAAGGAGCUGGGUCGCACAUGGCUGGUUGGUAGAAUGGUGUUAAAACUGUUUCACCAGCUUAACGAAAACAAAAGUUUGCGCGAUCAUUUUGUUCGAUCUGCCCGUGGUGCUUCUGGCUCUUCAGGGCAGCGUUCAUCUCGAAAACGUGACGCUGCUCGUCAAACAACUAAAAAUUCUACUGCCACUCCUAUUACCACACCUGCUACUGCUGCUCAAUCUUCUGUUCAUGUACCCCCAACAGCUGCUACAUCUUCUACUGCAACUGCAACUACAACUGCUACUGCUCCUGCUCUUGCCGUACCUCAACAGCCACCUACGGCUACCAACUCAGCCGCUCCUACAUCUCGCGGAAAACGCAAAUUAGAAACUCAAGGACCAAACGCCACCUAUCCAUCAAAAGCUUCAAAGUCAAAAUCAAGCCUUGCUGCACCAAUUAACUCUGUGGACCAAGGAGUUGCAGAUCUCAAUUCUCAACCAGGAUCUAACACUACAUGGACGUCGUUUGAUGGGAACUCUGGCUCAAAAUCCUCUCCAGCAGCUGCUGGAGCUAAUCACGUCUCAACACCCCCGGUUGGCGCUGCAGCUCCAAUGAAGGCAGUGUCUCAGUCUUCUAAUAAUGCCCACCGGAAACCUUAUAAUCUUCUUUCUGGAGAACAUCAGCCUGCCUCACCUGAUUUUGCCUUUGUAACCAAUACACCACCACAAGCUGCGACAUUUUACGAAAAUUUUCAACCGUCACAAUUAUUCCCGGAGCCACAAGAUUCGUCUGAUGGUGGCGCCUCCGUUGCAGGGCCUGGAGGGACUGCUGUAGAAACAAUGGCAUUGGGUGCAACAUCUAAUAUAAACGUUAGUGGUAGUGGACCCGGCACCAUCGAUUCUACUGCUGGACCUGGGGUUAAAUCAAUUGAUAACGACAUGUUACUUGGUAACUCUGGCUCGCUUUCUGGGUUUGUAUACGACCAAGCAGGACUUACUAAUAAUUUGCCACCUAAUGUUGGAACAAGUGUGUCGCCAAGUGACUAUAACUCCAGUGAUUACAACAAGUCUUCGCCCAGAGAUGAUUUGGGACUUAACGGACUUGCUGGGCUUGCUGGCUUGAGCGGUUUUGGUGGUUCUUUUUCACAAGGUCAUAAUGGCCGAAACCCUGGCAAUGGGAGUAACGGCUCUGGAGGAAAUGGGUUUUGGAAUGGCAGCGGGCCUUCGUUUGGUGCUGGAAUUGGGGGAGGUGGCUCCAAUGGAGGUAGUACCGGUGGGUUUGGUGCGCCGAGCUCGCUCAACCUUGGUGACUGGUACACAUACCUGGUUUCCACUUUUCCCGGAGUUGAAGACGUUGAAGGAGGGACUCCUGCGACCUUUAACAAUACUACUCAUUCAACAACAGCUCCAUCGAGUACCACGGUACCUGAUUCUGGGGUUUUACUAAAAGCUGAGACGGGUUCUGAUGAAAAUGAAUCCAAAAAAAUUGAUUAA
Magnusiomyces paraingens is the source of this 3651-nucleotide messenger RNA. RefSeq lists its product as uncharacterized. Gene Ontology annotation, molecular function: zinc ion binding; DNA-binding transcription factor activity, RNA polymerase II-specific; DNA binding. Bases 1 to 3651 code for a protein of 1216 amino acids. Gene Ontology annotation, biological process: DNA-templated transcription; regulation of DNA-templated transcription. The transcript is spliced from 3 exons. Lineage: Eukaryota; Fungi; Ascomycota; Dipodascomycetes; Dipodascales; Dipodascaceae. The record is from RefSeq and is a predicted model, not a curated record.